Messenger RNA from Metarhizium robertsii ARSEF 23, 438 nucleotides. RefSeq lists its product as uncharacterized. Bases 1 to 438 code for a protein of 145 amino acids. The record is from RefSeq and is a predicted model, not a curated record. NCBI's taxonomy places the organism in Eukaryota, Fungi, Ascomycota, Sordariomycetes, Hypocreales, Clavicipitaceae. The transcript is spliced from 2 exons.
AUGUCCAAAGCGCUCCAAGUCACCUCGGUGGGAUGGCUGCUCAUCUCGCUGGGCCACACCGUACACGUCCGCCAAGGACUGGCAGGAAAAUGCAAAGUUCCAAACCCUCCCGCGCCUCGCCUAUGCCUGCGCAAAAGCAGGCUGGUACCAGGGAAGCGGCUUCUUCAUCAUGAACGGCACGUCCACGACUCGCUCCCCCAUGCACUGAGCUCCUUUGCUGACAUCUUGCCCCCCCCUCCCUUCCCAGCCCUCAUCAACUAUGCCUGGUCCAAGAACCCGGCGCUCCUGCGGGAUCCCGUCCAAAAGGCCGUUGCCGGGGCCAUGAUUGCCAUCAUGUGGGCGAGCGGCUGGUGGUACGCCAAGAAUGGGGUGACGAGCAAUGCUGUAGCUGUUGGGGCCAUUGGUGCUCUGCAGGGCUAUUCUGCCUUUACUAUCUGA